ACCUGGUCAUAGUAUUCCACAAGUGCUCAAGUGCUCAUCGAGCUCAUUCGUACAAAGGAAUCCAAGUGUUCACUAACUUCUGUCAACUUACAAAAAUUUAGGGUACUUCCAUUUUCAGGCGAAUCCAUUCUCAGUCUUUAAUUUUAUUAGUUCCCGAUAGUGACAAAUUGCAUUACCAAGUUAACCUUGUUAGCUCCAUCUGUUUUUCACCAUGGCGUACUUCCGGGUGUCAGUGCUUAUAUUCUGCAUUUGCUUCUUCCUAUCCGUCCAAGCUAGAAGGUAUAACCAUGUAAAGCACAAGCAUAAACAUCAUCACCACAAAAUCGAUGAAAUUCAGGAACCACCUUCUCCUUCUCCUUCUCCUUCUCCUUCUAAACCUCAGCCUAAUGAUCCAUCUAAUGACGGGAAUGCCAAUAAUUUUACUGUUUCUCCUUCUCCCCCACCAGAAGAAGAUGCUAAUGAUCCUCAUUCUCCUUCUCCUUCACCUGAGACUACUACCCCACCUAACUAUGGGAAUGCCCAUAAUUCUACUGCUGCUCCUCCUCCUUCUCCUUUACCUAACAUUUCUAGGCCACCUAAUUAUGGGAGUGCCUAUAAUCCUACUCGAGCUCCAUCUCCUUCACCAGCACCCGCUAGCUCACCAAAUGAUGAUUCCAAAACUGGUGUUUUUGAUGUACGUAAAUUUGGUGCAAUUGGUGAUGGCAUAACAGAUGACACUGUAGCAUUCAAGAUGGCAUGGGACACUGCCUGCCAAAAUGGUUCCGCCGUCAUCCUUGUUCCGUAUGGUUUCACCUUCAUGAUUCAAUCUACUAUUUUCACAGGUCCUUGUCAAGGUCGCUUAGUGUUUCAGGUUGAUGGUACUCUUUCGCCUCCUGAUGGACCAGAUUCCUGGCUACAAAAAAACAGCAAGCGCCAGUGGCUGGUCUUCUACAGAAUCAAUGCAAUGUCGCUACAAGGAGGUGGUGUUAUUGAUGGCAGAGGACAGAAAUGGUGGGAUCUGCCUUGCAAACCCCACAAGGGAGUAAAUGGAACGACAACGCCUGGAUCAUGUGAUAGCCCCACUGCCAUAAGGUUCUUCAUGAGCUCUAACUUGACUGUUCAAGGACUAAGAAUCAAGGAUAGCCCUCAGUUCAACUUCAGAUUCGACAACUGCAAGAAUGUCCAUGUAGAAUCCAUUCACAUAACAGCUCCUGCCCUGAGUCCCAACACUGAUGGGAUCCACAUAGAGAACACUAAUGCCGUUUAAAUAUAUAAUUCAGUCAUCUCUAAUGGUGACGACUGUGUAUCCAUAGGAUCAGGUUGCUACGACGUAGAUAUAAAAAACAUCACAUGUGGACCUGGUCACGGAAUCAGUAUUGGGAGUCUAGGCAACCACAAUUCCAGAGCCUGUGUUUCCAAUAUCACAGUUAGAGACUCUGUGAUUAAAGUUUCAGCUAAUGGUGUUAGAAUCAAGACAUGGCAAGGCGGAUCUGGAGCUGUAUCAGGAAUAACAUUCAGUAAUAUUCACAUGAACAAUGUUAGGAACCCAAUUAUAAUCGACCAAUUCUACUGCCUCAACAAGGGUUGCACCAACCAAACUUCGGCAGUCCAUGUAUCCGAUAUUCUAUAUUCAAACAUCAAGGGAACCUACGAUAUUCGUAGCCCACCAAUGCAUUUCGCUUGCAGUGACUCCGUCCCAUGCACUAAUUUGACACUCUCCGUCGUUGAGCUUCUUCCGUCUCAAGGAUAUUUAAUGAAAGACCCGUUUUGUUGGAAUGCUUAUGGAAAUUUACAAACAUUAACCAUUCCUCCAGUCUCCUGCUUGAUGGAAGGAAUCCCUCGAUCUCUCUAUGACAGUGACAUAGAACAUUGCUGAUUCAUAUAUAUAUAUAUAUAUAUAUAUAUAAUGUAAAAACCAUAGUUCCAAUAUAAAUGUAAACAAUUAAUUGUGA
Molecule: messenger RNA, 1931 nt
Organism: Pistacia vera
Lineage: Eukaryota; Viridiplantae; Streptophyta; Magnoliopsida; Sapindales; Anacardiaceae
Product: polygalacturonase At1g48100-like
Exons: 6
Biological process (GO): carbohydrate metabolic process
Molecular function (GO): polygalacturonase activity
Source: RefSeq, a predicted model, not a curated record